Capsicum annuum is the source of this 612-nucleotide messenger RNA. Its product is annotated as cytokinin riboside 5'-monophosphate phosphoribohydrolase LOG3-like. The transcript has a single exon. The record is from RefSeq and is a predicted model, not a curated record. Bases 4 to 612 code for a protein of 202 amino acids. Gene Ontology annotation, molecular function: hydrolase activity, hydrolyzing N-glycosyl compounds. Gene Ontology annotation, cellular component: nucleus; cytosol. Gene Ontology annotation, biological process: cytokinin biosynthetic process. NCBI's taxonomy places the organism in Eukaryota, Viridiplantae, Streptophyta, Magnoliopsida, Solanales, Solanaceae.
AAAAUGAAAAUGGGAAGUGAUGUUAUGGUGUCAAAAUUCAAGAAAAUUUGGGUGUUUUGUGGGAGUAGUCAUGGAAAGAAAAGUAGUUAUCAAGAUGCUGCAAUUGAGAUAGGCAAAGAAUUGGUCUCAAGAAAUAUUGAUUUGGUCUGUGGAGGAGGUAGCAUAGGCCUAAUGGAUUUGGUUUCCCAAGCAGUUCAUGAUGGUGGUAGGGAUAUUGUUGGAGUUAUUCCUAGGGCACUCAUGCCUAGAGAGUUAACAGGUGAAACAGUAGGAGAAGUGAAGGUAGUUGUAGAUAUGCAUCAAAGAAAAGCAGAAAUGGCUAGGCACAUUGAUGCUUUUAUUGCUUUACCAUGUGGUUAUGGCACACUUGAAGAGCUAUUUGAACUAAUUACUUGGGCAGAGCUUGAUAUCCACAAUAAGCCAAUAGGAUUGCUGAAUGUGGAUGGAUAUUACAAUUCGCUAUUAUCAUUUAUUGACAAAGCUGUGAAGGAAGGCUUCAUCAGUCCCAAUGCUCGCCAAAUUAUCGUAUCUGCGCCAACAGCAACAGAGUUUGUCAAGAAACUGGAGGAAUAUGUUCCUUGCCAUGAAAGAGUUGGACUUCCAUACACAUAA